This is a messenger RNA of Saprolegnia parasitica CBS 223.65, 1255 nucleotides long. RefSeq lists its product as hypothetical. The transcript has 5 exons. Gene Ontology annotation, cellular component: Cdc73/Paf1 complex. Gene Ontology annotation, molecular function: RNA polymerase II complex binding. Gene Ontology annotation, biological process: transcription elongation by RNA polymerase II; positive regulation of transcription elongation by RNA polymerase II. NCBI's taxonomy places the organism in Eukaryota, Oomycota, Saprolegniomycetes, Saprolegniales, Saprolegniaceae. The record is from RefSeq and is a predicted model, not a curated record. The coding region runs from base 32 to 1255 and encodes 407 amino acids.
ACGCGCAGAACCAAAGACCACAGAAGCAAGGAUGGCCGACGCCCUGGACCACGUCCGAGCUGCCGUGAUCGCGAACCGCCCGAUCGAGGUCGAGGGCAGCGACGUGGUCUUCUGCACGAUUGACACGGAGACCGGCGCCAAGUCGGUGGCGAGCCGGCUGCCUGGCGACACGCCGACGGCCUUUCACUCGAAGGCCACGAAGAAGAGCUACGACCUCCUCGCCGUCGUCACGUGCGUGCAGUACGCCGAUCUGACGUUCGCCGAAUACCUGCCCAAGUGCCGAGCGAUCUCGGCCAGCCUCGUCUCGACCGUCGACAAGAAAGAGCUCAUCGCGUACCUCAAGGGCGACAUUGACAGCUCUGUGCAGGUGUACGAGCCAACGACCGCGCCCAAACGCAAGGCUGUUGACGAGGCGCCGUCCGCGCCCGACGUCAAGGUGUCAACCGACGCCAUGCAGGGCUCGCCCAAGAAGAAGGCCAAGGAGACGCCUGUCCAGAACGCCCAGGACGAAGCGCUCAAGCGCAUUCUCGCGAGAGAGUACACGCACCGCGACCGGACGACCAUGAUGACGACGCCCAAGUCGUUUGAGAACGUGCUGACGAUUUUCGAGACGCUCCUCAAGGAAGAGAAGGACAAGAUGGACAAGUCGAGCGGGAAGCCGUCGCUGCUCAUGCACCAAGUGAAGCAAGUGCUGCCGCUCAAGGUCGCGAUGAAGAACAAGAUCCCAGACAUUCCGAUCAUUGUCGUCCCGGCUGGCGUCUCGGACUUGAUCAACUUGCUCAACGCCAAGGACUUUCUCGAAGAUGGCGCGUACAUUACGACCGCCCAGAAGAAGGCCGAGGGCUGCCGCAAGUCGGCGUCGAUUCUCAUUAACUACACGGACAACGAGGAAACGCACCAGUUUCGCAUCGUCGACUCGGUCGCGCGCCUCAACGACAAGGAAUGGAAGAGCAUUGUCGGGGUCAUUGUCUCGGGCCAAACGUGGCAGUUCAAGGACUGGAAGUGGAACUUUCCGAUGGAAGCGAGGUACGAGCGAUCAUCGUUAUCAUCAUCAAUCGUAAAUGCAACCAUAUGCAUCUGCCUAGCCUGUGGCAUCCACAUCUACUCGCACGGCACGACGCUCAACGAAGAAAUCAAAAAAUGGGACGUCAAAAUCCUCAUGAUCCACCCGCACAAGCGCCACUUGGACAAGGUGGCGGCGCGCGAGUUUUGGGCCCACCUCUUCGCACACAUCAAGCACCGUGUCAUGACCUAG